UUGUUUUUCAAUCUGUCCUGCUGCUCACACAGAGCCAGACUCCAGGCACACCACACACCAACACUGACCCCAAAGCUCAGCUCUGUGAGGAGGAGGGAGAAGGCUGUGCAUUUUGAAGAAGCCACAGUGCCUUGAUUGGUCAGGGAAAUGGCAGAGAAAGAACUUCCAAGCAGCCUGACCUUGAAGACCCCAAUGGAGAUCCCAGCUCUUGGUCGACCCUUACAUUUGGGGACACUGUAUGACUGUCGCUCAGAUACCUCCAUCCCUGGCAUCACUUUAUGGGACAGGGAGACCCUUGAGAGAAAUGUGACCACAGAAGAACAGUUCAAGACUGACUUCGACAUCAUCACCUCUGACUCUAUUGAUGAGAAGACCAAUGCCAUGAAUAUCUCGGCAGAGCUGAAAGCAAGUGUCCUGAGUGGACUGGUUGAAAUAGCAGGUUCUGCCAAGUAUAUAAAUGACACCAAGACAUCCCAACAGCAAGUUCGGGUCACUCUCAAGUACAGUAUGACCACAUGGUUUUCCCACCUCACUAUGAAUCACCUGGGACAUCAGAAUAUUGCUUACCAUGAUGUGUUUGAUAAUGGAACAGCCACCCAUGUGGUCACUGCAGUGCUCUAUGGGGCCCAGGCUUUCUUUGUGUUUGAUCAGAACGUUUCCAAUAAUGAAAAUGUCAAGGAUAUAGAAGGAAGGUUGAAGGCUAAAGUUAAGAAGAUUCCCCAAAUAUCAGGAAAAGUAGGGGGAAAGAUGAAAAUGGAACAUAGGCAGAAAAAUUCAACCAAGAAAUUCAGAUGUAAGUUUUAUGGGGAUUUUGUCCUUGAGACCAAUCCGGUGACCUAUGAAGAUGCAGUAAAAGUCUAUGCCUCCCUUCCUAAGCUGCUUAGGGGCUGUGGAGUGCCCCUCCAAGUCUGGCUGUACCCUCUGGAGAAGCUGAGCUCCAAGGCUGCCAGGCUGGUUCGAGGGAUCAGCAUUAGCUUGGUGUGGGAUGCCCAGGACACUCUGGAGAAGUUAUCUGAGUGUGACAAGAGGUGUAAUGACAUGCUGGAGGCACCAGGACUCUCAAUCUUCUCUGCAACCAAGGAAAAGGUCAGGCUAUUCCAGGAGCUAAAUAGGCAGCACAGAAAGCUUUUACAGAAGGAAAUAGCGAAAGCCUUACCUGAGAUCCGGGCAGGCAGAGCAGAGGAAAAGGAGCUAACCAGGAUUUUAACCAGGGAAAGCCAGUCCCCAUUCAGCACUAGGAGGCUCUCUGAGUUCUUGGAUCAGAAGCUUGAAGAGAUGAAGGUGGUCAAUUCCUAUCUCACCCUUCUGAAGGAGAUGCCAGUUAGAGCUGAGCAGAAUGAGGUGGACAAUGCAGUACUAACCUCUCCCUACAGAUUUGUGCUGGUGUUUGCAUUCACCUCCUUGCAGGAGGAACCCUACUUAGCAGAUUGGAAACAGUGGCUACGGAAUCCAGAAUCAUUCAGUCCUGACUGUGAGCAAAAGACAUAUUCCUCUUGGGUCAAAGACACAGAGACAAGGAGAAAAGCAAUACAAAUGGCUGAAUCCUUUUUAAGAUUUGCCAAGGCCAAUCAUUCCACUGAGAAAACACAAUUCAUUGUGGCAUCUGUCCCAGACCAGGAGAACAAGGGUGUCUCUAUUUACCUCUAUGAAAAGGGACUGCUGGUCAGCACCAACUUUCAGCUACCAGUCAAACCUCCCCCUCCCCAGGUUGCUGGGAUCACACAUGACUGUGUAGAGCUCACAUUGAUUCCAGCAUCUGGGAAGAAAGAGAGGAUCACUGGCUAUCAGAUAGAGUACCAGGUUGCAGGGGAAGAGGACUGGACCACCAUCCCUGUGUCUGGAAAGUCAGAGGUAUUCAAAGUGAGCGGCCUUGAGCCUUGCACAGAGUAUGUAUUCAGGUUUGCUGAGGUGUGGGACCUAGGGCUCAGUGAGAGCAGUGAUGUGAGCCUUGCUGUGAGGACACUUCCCCCAAGCUGCCCUCCUGGGAAGCCAGAAGCUGUUGUGGUAGGACCACAGUCUGUGACCCUGCACUGGGAAGGUCCAAGUGUUGUUGGAGCAGGAAUCAAGAUCAAAGAAUAUAGAAUAGAGUACAGAGAGGAGACUGAGGCUGAGGAGGAGGAGGGAGGAGCAUGGCAUGAACAUAGCACAGGAAAUAAGGAGACAUCCUGUGACAUUGAUGGACUGACACCCCAGACUGUGUACAGAUUCCGAGUUUAUGCCGUGUAUGAUGGAGGCUGGACCAGUGAGAGCAGUGAGAGGAGUGGUCCAGUGAGGACCCUCCCUACCACAGGGGAAGCUACAAUCUCUGACCCAGACAGGAGUGGAGGAGACUCCAGGGAGCCAGAACUCAGAAUUGUCCUUGUGGGGAAAACAGGAGCUGGGAAAAGUGCGACAGGAAACACCCUCCUGGGCAGGAGAGAGUUUGAGUCCAAGGCUUCAGGAGGGUCAGUCACCAAGGUCUGCAGGAAAGCCAGGACCAGAUGGAAUGGGAGGGACAUCGCUGUUGUUGAUACUCCAGGCAUUUUUGACACUGAGAAUGAGGAGAAAAAAAAUUUGGAAGAAAUAUGUCGCUUCAUGACACUAUCCUCUCCAGGACCACAUGCAAUACUCCUGGUGUUGAAAGUGGAUCGUUUUACCGAGGAGGAGAAAGCAGCGGUUGAACGGCUUUAUCUUCUUCUAGGAGCUGAAGCAGUGAAGUUUUUGAUCAUUGUAUUCACUCGGAAAGAAGAACUGGGAAAAGAAAGAUUAGAGGAUUAUAUAAGAACCAUUGAUGACUCCUAUUUCAAGGAGUUGUUGGAGAAGUGUGAAAACCGAUGCUGUGCAUUUAACAAUGAUGCUAGUGGAGUCCAGAGAGAUGCCCAGGUUUCAGAGCUGAUGGCCAUGGUUGAGAAAAUGGUGCAUGAUAAUGGGGGCACCCACUACACCAACGAUAUAUAUGAACGUGUGGAAGAUAUCCUCCAGAAAGACACAGAGGCUCGACGGCAACACUACAAGGAGCAGUUUGAUGGGGAGAGGGAAAAAAUCAGGCAGAAAUAUGGGAAGGAAAAGGAAGAAUUGGAAAAGGAACAGCCGAAAGAGCAAAAUGAUCAGUGUGAGAAGCAAAAGGAAAAUAUUGAGAAGAAAAAGAGGAUUGAGGAUAAGCAAAAGAAUGCAUUAGAAAAAUUAAAGCUGAUUUCUGAGAAUAAUUAUCGAGGUGCCAGAAGGGAGGCCGAGAAUAACCAGAUUUCCCUUUCUGAAGUUGCGAAGAUUGUUGCACCCCUUGUUGUGUUAUUUGUUGCAGUUGUAGUUUUCAAAACGCGCUUCCGAUAACCACAAUCAUUUCAUACCUAGUUUCCUCCAUGUGAGCUGGUAACACAAAGAGAGUUUAAGUAACAGAGGUCACAUGGUUAAUAAAGGAUUCAGACACUAGCUGAAGCCAAGUUUCCUGACUACAAGUCUAAUGUUCUUUUUGGUCCAUCAUACUGCUUGUUAAAGAGCAAUGCCUUUCAGAAGAAUGUAUACAGAAAUUUUACAGUAACAGAUAUAACUUGUAAUUUCUUAUAUUCAUGCUAUGGGAACAGGCAGAUAGCAACAGCCAGGAGAAGCCAAGAAUUCCCAACUCAUUGUAUACAAUUGGGAACUAAUUGUCUGAGCUCCUUUCUGUGCUUUCUCCCCCCCCCAGGAAGCAUUUCCCCUUUUCUUGGCCAUCACUCCCAUCAUACUCAUGCCUUAAGAACCAGCUACAAACACAAACCUUCCCUACCUAAGAUUCUUUCCCACUCUGAUAAUGCCUGUUCUCUGCCUUCCUCCAUAGGUCUUACCUGAUUGUGGGUCAUAGGUUGUCUUGUCACAGUCACCAUUUGGGCUCAAAACUAUAUAUUGUUUUCAUAAACAUAUUAUAAGCUCUUUGGGUACUGGAGGCUGAAGCUUCUACUUGAAUCAUUACCCCUUCUAAGAAGCCCUCUGCAUACCCACGUAACUUUUUAUUUACUAUUGUUUGGCUGUAAAAAUUAGGAGGCAGAAACAAUCUCGUUAGUGAGUUUACUGAUUGCAACAUGCAGCAGCCAGAAUUCAUCCAGGUAUAGGCUAAAUACAUACCUGCAGGUAGCCCAAGAGAAAGAAUACAAAAUUCCCCUAAAUCACCUGUUUUCAUACUCUUAAUCAAACUCUGGUUUCUUCUCUUUACCAAAUAUAGUUCCACAUUUGACAUAAUAUUGAUGCACCUGCUUUGAUUAUCCUGAAGAAGUUCUGUUUUCAAGAAAAACCCGGGAUUUCCCGUACAAACAGUCCUGCAGUUUUUUCAACACCCCUAUUGCCUUCUUUUUCUAUUUUACAACCUUGUGGUUCAACACAAAUUAUUUUCACUUAGAACAACAUUCUGUUAUUGUCAUGCACAAAAUUUAACUCGUCAAGAUAUUUGGGGACACCCUGUUUCACAGAGCUAAGGCCCAGCAAGCAGGCUGUGCCCUGAGCUUGGAAUAACAACAAUCCUUCCUAGUCUGGUUAAUCUCACUCUCUGGAAAAAUAUAUUGCUUUGACCAGCACCAGGUGUUCAUUCACUGCCCCCUCUUUCCCAGGGACAGGAGCACCAAUGUGAUACAGCCUAAAGCCAUCCAUUACACCUCUUGACAUGCUCACAAUCCCUGUUUCUUUGUGACUGCUAAAUAAACCAAACCAAGUACUGCACUCCUGUUCCCACCACACUAAUUGGUUCUGUACCCUGCUGUGAGAUUAUCAUCCUAGAGACUGUUCCCACAGGACCCAGGAACACCAGCAGGGUCCAUGCAGGAGCCUGCAGUGGGAACUGCUACUCAAGACCCAAGAAUCUGUGUUGUGAUCCAACCCCUCCCCCACCCCAACUAUCAGCCUUUAUGUAUAUAAGCACUGACUUUGCCCCAGCAUGUGAAGCCCUCCUCCUGAGGAGGAUUUCUGCUUAUAAAAGUUUCUUGACUUUGCAAUUAAAUUUCUAUUUAUGUCCUGA
Trichosurus vulpecula (common brushtail) is the source of this 4960-nucleotide messenger RNA. RefSeq lists its product as uncharacterized. The transcript is spliced from 4 exons. Bases 148 to 3309 code for a protein of 1053 amino acids. Gene Ontology annotation, molecular function: protein binding; GTP binding. NCBI's taxonomy places the organism in Eukaryota, Metazoa, Chordata, Mammalia, Diprotodontia, Phalangeridae. The record is from RefSeq and is a predicted model, not a curated record.